Dermacentor silvarum is the source of this 955-nucleotide messenger RNA. RefSeq lists its product as uncharacterized. The transcript is spliced from 6 exons. Bases 311 to 883 code for a protein of 190 amino acids. The record is from RefSeq and is a predicted model, not a curated record. Gene Ontology annotation, biological process: symbiont-mediated perturbation of host defenses. Lineage: Eukaryota; Metazoa; Arthropoda; Arachnida; Ixodida; Ixodidae. Gene Ontology annotation, molecular function: amine binding.
GCAUGGCAUUAGGAAGUUUGUGAGUCAUUCUGAGUGUCAGCGUCGUCGUCACUCGUGGUGAACAUCGUCAACAAGCGUGUACACAUCGAGACUUCACUGCCAGAAUGAUACUGCAUAGUGCGCAUGGUGCGAGAAAGAUUCGCGUCAAUGGGACAACGACAUUCUGAAAAAGUUCAAGAGUCACGCCUUGUCCGAGGUUAAGGUCCCGUUGCCCAAGACGCAAAGACGCACACAAAGGCGCCAAGUUCGUCAAAUGCACGAACGUGCCGAAGAUUCCGAUGUAUACACUGCAUAGUAAAAAGACGGCCUCAUGGUUCUUCUGAUCGCAAGUGUCCUGGUCACGGUAGGGGCCAUCACUGCUAGCGGACGAUUAUGCACUCCGCGGGAUGCAAUCGCGCAUGCGCUCGAGCAGGCCCCUGACGCAAGGAAGCUUAUGCAAGAAACAAGCACAUCCUUCUUCCUUGUGUAUCACUCGAAGAACAGUUCGUUUCCCCGUGCGUACCCUUGCCUACGUGCUACAAAAGACUCACACGACCACAACAGAGCCACGUACCGAUACGAUUACCAGUCUAAGACAGGAAUCAAACGCGAUCACACGUCUGUAGGUCUGGACAAAACAGACGAAGCUUAUCCACACCAUAACGAAUUCAGCAUCGAUAUCGGCCAUGCGCCUGAAACAAUCCUGCAAGACUUCCAGGUUAUAUACACCGAUUACAAACACUGCGUUCUCUUUUGGUCCUGGAGCUUAGGCUACCAAGUGUGGGUGGAGUCAUCAUACCUGAAAACAUGGAGAAAGGUGCCCGAAGUUUGCUACCUUUUGUACGAUCUGCUUGAGCCACGUAGAAGACACGUUGUUUACAAAUGGAAGAUGUGUGAAAAAUAAACGUCCUGCAGAAGUACGUCGGUGUGCUUUCGACACUACGAUGGGAAUAUAAGUCGCGGACCUUUUAAAACU